AAACAUUUCUCACUACAACACUGGAGGAUCUAGAAGUGUCACAGCGUAUCCGGAGCGCUGCCAAGUCACUGGCGUCCUGUUUUUGAUGCAAGAUAAAUCUGAAGAUCAACAAAUACAAAAGAAAAACCCGCGAAAAGCCAAGCCGAGGAACAUUUUUUUAUUUCUAAGCAAAAGGACUGUCGGGGUCAGCCAGCGGACGGGAAGUGUCGCGUUAUUUCGGUAGACCAGGAUCGGGGACGAUCAGAGUGUUUCCUGGUUUUGAUGUGAUCCAACUGUACCUGGAGCAUGUCCACAGUGGGCCUGACUGCACAGGAGAUCUAUUUUCCCAUCGAAUACCCCUUCCUCCGGGGCAGCUACUGUCACAGCAUGGCUGGAUCCAAACCGUCCUGGAGCUUACGCCAUGAGCCCGUGGAAAACUUCUACUUUACUAUGAACACUCCACCCAUAGAGCACAGCUAUCGAAUCCAGCAAAAGGGGCCACCUCCAAGCCAUGAGCCACAUAAACACAGUCCUGUCACACAGAGACUGCAUUCAAAGAAAUCCAGGCCCACCCAUCUCUCCCUGUCCUGCAGCACUGAAGCACACAUCCCAAGUCCUGUUGAUGACACUCAGGUGGUCCCCUCACUCCAGAGGCUCUCAGUCUGUGACUCCAUCAGCCAGCUGCCAACGCCAGACAGAUGUUCGAAGCCUCUGCCUCCCAUCCCUCUAAAAUCGGACUUCUCCCCUGAGCAGGCUAUGGACAACGAAGUAGAAUAUUUCACGGACGAAAGCAGCCGCCUGGUGCCCAGUCCUGACCAGUGUUCCAAACCAUCUCCUUUUUGGUAUGGACAUUCGAGCAGACGGAGCUACAGGAACUGUGGGCAGAUUAACCAUGCCUACUUUGAUGGUCCCUUAAGACCAGAAAGCCACCAGCAGCCUCAGAAGCACACUCAGACACAUUCUGCACAGGGGGUGAGAGAACAGUAUGAACAUCAAUGGCAGGAACCACCAGAGCCUUUGGUCUGUCAGAGACCACAGGACAAGGCUCAGAGGAGGCUACGGCGCUCUCACUCCGGCCCAGCUGGCUCCUUACACAAGCCCUCCUCAUCCCACAGACGUCAUGCCAGCGGAAUGGAUAAACCAGCAGUCCCACCCCCUAUCCCACCACGCCUCAAGGCUGGAGACUACCGUCGCUGGUCAGCAGAGGUCUCGUCUGGGGCUUACAGCGAUGAGGACAAACCACCCAAGUUGCCCCCUAGGGACCAUUUGUGCAGCUCCCGCACUCCUAGUCCCAAGAGCCUGCCCACAUAUGCUAACGGAGUGAUGCCCCCUACACAAAGUUUUGCACCAGAUCCCAGGUAUAAAUUCGAUCGAAGUUUACAAAGACAGAACAGUGAGGGCUCUCCCUGCAUCCUACCUGUGAUGGAGAACGGCAAGAAGGCCAGCCACACGCACUACUUCCUUCUGCCUCGGCAGUCUGCCUCAACACAUCCAUCCAGUGACUGCCCAAACAAAAGGAGAGUGGAUUUAGUCUAGUCUGGAAGCUUCUAGUUGAAGUCGCAGAGGAACCCGUUGUACGGGGGCAAAAACCACUGGAUAAAAUAAUGAAACUAGAUGCCAACAUCCAUCAGACUGCUGCUGACUUUACUUGUUUGGUUUUUCUAAGACCCCCCCCCCCCCCCCCCCCCCCCCCCACACACACACACACAUACUCUAUACUCAGGGUAUGUGUGCACUGUAUACAGUUACUGUUGAUGUUGGAAAAGCUAUCACAAUGGCGUGAAACCUAUCGGACUAUAAGAUUGUGGGCAUAAUUCAACAUUUUAGAGCAUAUUUUUGAUAUAUGAUUUGAUUUCAUGACCGUCAUUACUGUAUUGUUUGUGUUGUUAUGACUGUGUGGUACAGUUGACGGGUUCCAGCUGGUCUGGGACCUAAUGUGCUCAGUGUUUGUUUCUGGAAUGGUGGGCAUGUGAUACACGCAGGCUUUUCUUUAGAUGCUGCUUUUGUAUCUUCUGAGGGACAAAAGGUCAGUAACCACGUAUCACCCAAGAUAUGAAGUCUAAAUCCACUCCAAGUGGAUGUUUUUUUUAACAUAAUGAAGGAUAUUGGCACACAAAUCUCAACUCUGAUUGUUUUUAUGUAUUGAAAAUAGAUUAUUUGACUUCCUGGUUGUAGUUCUAGUCUUACUAAGGCUGACUAUGCCAAUGUACACUUGUGUUUUUUCUGUUUUUCUCACAUUGCACAUUGUCCCUGGUAGCUAUUGCAUGUUUCCAUUGGAAUGCCCAGUGCAGCUUAUGUGGUGAGGUCGUCUAAUGAGUGUGUUUGCAUGUGGGGGGCAUAUAGAGCCACUUUCUGCAAUCACCAGAGAAUUGUUGAUAGAAAUUGUUACUGUGCGCUGCUGGUUUGCAGUGUGCACAUUCAACUUUUUUUUUUCUUUUCCUCUCUUUGUGUCCAGGUCUUUUUGUAUUUGGGCUGCACAAAAUUUGGUUUUAUUCAAUGUGAGUCAACAUAUGCUACUAUUCUAGUCUCAAACAGUGGGAGAAACUUAGUUUUUGGUCAAGCUGUGAGCUAUUGCUUGAAACAGAUUCUCCUCGAGUCCUACCUCAUUUUGAUAUUUCCACAUUUUACAUUCUCUGUUUAAAUCGUACCCAAAAGUCAAAAUCUAUAGUUUUUUUUGUACAACAAAAAAUAAACAAUCGGCUUCAUAUGUGACCUGAUAGUUUUUUUUUUUACUGCAGUCACACUGUUAAAGAGUCCCUUCCAACUAGAUAUCUAUAAAAAUAAUUUUCAGAUCAUGCAGAUCUUAGACCAGGGAUGUUAGCCUAACCAGUUAAUACGCAUGCAUCACGAAGACGGUGCAGGGCUUUACCUGCCUGACACAGACUUUCCUGUUCUGCACAUGCAUUCCUGCCUUACGUGAUUGCAGUGGGUGUGGUUUGAAAGACUUUGGCUGCUGGCAGCUGAGAACUAUAUGGAUUUUAUUGUUGUAGAAUAUUGACGAAGCAUCAGGAUGUUAAAGAAAUAGUAGCACAUCAUGUACUGAAUUAACCCUCUGUGUUCAGUUUGGGAAACUAAGGUCAAUCGGUCAUUGAAGUAUGCUUUUCCUCCUUUCUUCUCACAAAUCCUCCCAGCACAAUAUCUCUUCUGUUUUUUUUUUUUUUUAGCUUGAACGUUUGAAAUGUUUACAUCGAAGGUAUUCACAUGUCUUACUAGAAAAUCAUGAAAGUGAAUGAAGACUUUGUAUAUUAAGGAAUAACUUCUCUGCUGUGGUUGAGACAUGCACUGGGAGAGCUCAGUAUGCUUUGUACAGUAUUUAACAAUUCCAUUUGUUCUUAUGAACAGUUGAAAAAGUACACAGUCUUUUAAAAGAAAACCAAAAUAAAACAACUUAUUUAUGA
This is a messenger RNA of Nothobranchius furzeri (turquoise killifish), 3377 nucleotides long. RefSeq names its product ERBB receptor feedback inhibitor 1a (gene errfi1a). The record is from RefSeq and is a predicted model, not a curated record. Gene Ontology annotation, biological process: negative regulation of epidermal growth factor receptor signaling pathway; regulation of keratinocyte differentiation. NCBI's taxonomy places the organism in Eukaryota, Metazoa, Chordata, Actinopteri, Cyprinodontiformes, Nothobranchiidae.